UCUUUGAGCUUUGAUAAGGAACCUGUGAGAGAAGACAAUUUGCCAGGGCUUAUAAGGUUUUCAGAACAGGUUUUCCUGAGAUUUGACUGCAUUUAAUACACCUAUUUUUUAAUGGUUCUGCAAAUUGCUCUUGCAGGGACACCUUCCACUAGACUAGGUUGCUCCAAAGCCCAUUCAGGCCUUGAGCAGUUCCACAGCUGAUGCAUCCACAGCUUCUCUGGGCAACCUGUGCCAGUGCCUUACCAUUCCCACAGUAAGAAUUUCUUCAUAAUAUCUAAACUAAACCUACCCUCUUUCAGUUUAAAGCCAUUGCCCCUUGUCCUGUCACUGCAUGUCCCUGUAAAAAGUCACCCUCUGUCCCUCUUGUAGUCCCCUACCCAUAGGUACUGGCAGGCUGCUGCACGAUCUCAGAGCUCCCUCAUCUCCUGAGCGAAGUACCCCAGCUCUCUCAGCCUGCCUUCACAGGAGAGGUGCUCCAGCCCUCUGGUCCUCUGGAUUUGCUUGAGCAGGUCCAUGUCCUUGUGCUGGGGCCCCGGAGCUGGACACAGCGCAGCAGGUGGGGUCCUGCAGAGCAGAGCAAGGGGCAGAAUCACCUCUCUCAUCCUACUUCCAUGCUGCUUGGGAUGCAGCCCAGAACACGACUGGCUUUUUGUGCUGGGAGCUCUCAUUGCUGGCUCAUGUCUGACCUCUCAUCCAUCAGCACCUCCAAGUUCUUCUCCUCAGGGCUGCUCUCAAUCCAUUCUCUGCCAGCCUGUGCUCGUGCUUGGGAUUGUCCAGGUGUAGAACCUUGCAGCUCAGCCCUGUUGGACUUCCUAAGGUUCAUACAGGCCCACCUCAAGCCUGUCCUGGUCCCUUUGGAUGGCAUCCCUUCCUUCCAGUGUGCUGACUCAACUUGGUGCUGUUGGAAAACUUGCUGAGGGUGCACUCAAUCCCGCUGGCACCAACAAAGAUUUGUGGGACAUAAGCUGAUAUAAGAUACGUGGCGUCUAUCUUACUGGGACAGAAAAACUUCUACUCUUUCAAUUCUCUAUUGUGUUUAAGAUAACAUGCUGUGUGCCCAGAUGGAAAAACAAACUAUAAUGUGAAACUUUUUUGAAAAUAUAUUGUAGAGUGUUUCAAAUAUAUUUGCCUGAUGGCAAAUAAUGCAAGUUUUGUUCACUCCUUGUCUUGCCAAAUGUGACAUUUGAGCUAUGGGCUGUGUGAUUCUUCAGUGGAGCGCCUUGGUAACAAAAGCAUCAGGACAGGCACCUGUGCUUUGAAACACACCAAACCAGUCAUUUUCUAAGGGUCUUCACAUGAAACACAACCUGACAGGUUUCCAUCUCCUGUGACUCCAUGACUUUCUGUGGUAAUUUACCUUGUAAAAUUUAAUCUUCUUUUUAUAUGGUUUGACCAAACCUCUAAAGUACACGGGCACCUCUGAGCUGCCUUUGAUGUUUUAGAGAUACUAUCUUUUGCUACAAAGCAAUAAAAAAUACCAAAAAUAUUUCCAUUUAUGUGCUUAUUAUUAUCAUAGGAGACAUUAGCUCUGGGCAUGACACAAACUGCUGCUUUAUUUGAAUACAGCAGCAGGCCAGAAAAUUACAGUGAAAUAUAAAGCUCAAGACAAUGGGAAAAUACAUAAAGACAAAGCAUGACAAUAAUACUGUGUCACCACCGGCCCAAGCCAGACUCUUGGUGGCUGUUACCAGGUGUUCUCACUGUUCAGUAAAUUAGCUGACUGGUUGUACAUCUUGUGAGCACCAGCACAGAAAGGAGGAAUCAGUAGGAAACUCCACGGUUGAUAGUCAGCAGUGAAAUUGGAUUGUCCGAUGAGGGAAUGCCGUUCCUAAGAGUUGCAAAAGGUAAUGCAACCUCAGUUCAAAGAAUAUAUUAGGAAUGAAGAAACCCCAGAGUGAAAUUGUCUUUAAUCUCUUCAAAAGCUGGAGCACAAGCUUGCACAAGUCAGUGGUUGUAUUUACCAUCUUUGGCCUGGUUCUUUACAUGCCGCUGGUACUUUACAACAGAGAUUCACAUCUGUAGCAGCUGCGUUUCCUUUUAAAACCUUGUUCAGUUUUACAACCUCUUUGAAUGGAUUUUGUCAAUCCGUGAGUGGGACAAGGCUCAAGGGAGCUGUGUAAAGGAAUGCUUCAGUAGAUGGCACUCUCCCUCUGAAGGAGGAUGGGCAAAUACCUAAACCAAGGAAUUAGAUGCAGUGAGAACAGCUUCCUUUAUACUCUACAGAAAUCGCAGUGAAUACACAUAAAGCUCUGUCUAGCUAUGCAAUGAAGUAACUCCUGGCAGAUUUUCACAAAUUUGGAUCUAUCAAGUCCUCACAUCUGGCUUCCUCCCUGCUUGAAUGACUGUAGUCUGUUUAUGUUCAGCUGAACUCCUCCCAAUUCCUUAACAGUGAACACAUACACACAUGUAUUUUUAUAUAUAUUUUAUGUAUUUUGUGUAUAUAUAUGCACCUGUACCAUAUACACCAUAUAGACAUUGGUGUAUGUGUGUAUAUAUACAUAUAUAAAAGAGCUCAGUAGUAAUGUAAGUUGCCCACAUUACACUCAGAGUUUACAAUUGUUCUUUCCCAAUUAUUUUUUUCAAGUUCUUUAUUUUAUUCUAUUAUUCUGUUAGUGGUAGGUCCAUUUUGAGAACUUAAGUCCUUUGAUUUGUUGAUAGUUUUCCAUUGCUAUUUUAUAGUCACAAAAUUUCAUAGAUCCAGUUAAAGAGUACUGAAUUGGUACAAGUGAGGAGGCCUCAACUGCAGGUAUGGAGGCAAUGAAGACCUGCUAGGCCUUAGGGAAGCUACGCCCUUUUGAAUCAAAUCUGUUGCUAAACAAGCAGCAGUGUACAGCCAUCAUGCAUCUUUCUAAACUGUAUAGCACUUUCCUCACCGCUGAACAGGAGCGUGAGAAGAAUGUGAAAAAAAUGUGUAUAAGACAAAGUUGCAAUAAAAAAAUUACAUGGGACAAAUUUAUAAAAAACAAAUUUAAUUAGUUCAAUUUCUUAAGAGUCUUAGAUUCUUGAAUAACGUGAGUAUAUACUUUUAAUUUCCUGCUUUUUAAGUACCUUUUUUCUUAUUUGACUGGUACACAAGUCAAAUACAACUACACAAGUUCUCAAUCACUGCCUCUCCCCUACACUCUGCAAAAAUCCUUUCUCCAUUGAUUAAAACCACAGGGAUAGCGGUAUUUUAAAAUCCAGACCCAGGAGCUAAAAGUUUACUACCACAGCUAAAAUAAAGUUGACCUUUUUUUCCCCCAAUAUUUAUGUCAAAGCCUGAGGGUGUUUGGGGGCCUGAUAGCAUGAAGAGGCCCUAGGUCAUGUAUGAAAGAGGAGUAGAGAGAGUAUUUGUGUACAUCUCUCCAGUGGCAAACAACUUUUGAUCAAUCAAAAGUUAUGCACCAUUGCAAACUAGAUGAGAGAAUUUCUGUUAAAAUAAGCAAUUCAACUGGAAUACUGCAUAAAAUGGUAGAUUAAUAAGUAUAUUUUUUUACAUUUUCUAAUUUUUGAGUCAAAACAAAACAAACCUGCUGUGCGUAUCAGGUGCUUAAGGGACUGUGCUCAAAAGCAGUAUUUUCUGUCAUUUGCAGAGAAGCUAUAUGCCAGAUUAAAUGUGCCAGUGCCUUACCAGUGGCAGAGGAAGCUUUCUGUUGAAAAUACUGUUUAGCUACAGAAUCCAUCUGUUUUGUUGGCAGAUAGAUGUAAACUUCCAAAUGCAUUUAUACAGGAUUCCAAAUAGCCUUCACACAGUAAGGUUACUACUUGGAAGUCUUUUGCACACAAACUGAAUAGAAAUGGUUUGGAGAGGCAUUUUAACACUGUACAAAGGAUCAAAUUUUUUUUUUCCCUUGAAGACAAAAAUCAAAAUGUUGAGUGUGGGACAUUUACUAUUAGAAGCAUGUUCUGUGAAUAAAAGCAAAGAUAGCAAUAAAAUAAAAAUCAAAGAGUAAAAGCAAAAAUAGUCUAACAUUAUUAAGGUACUACUAUUUUUUUCAUCUUCUGCAAACUUGAGCUGACAUCUUUAUUCAAUUAAUAAGGAAACUUAUCAAGGUCAUGAAACCAAUCAAUAACGUUUCAUUUAUAGCUUCAACCCUUAUCUUUAUAGCAGCUACUGUAAUUUCAGAGUACGUUUGAAGAUCCAUAAACCGGCCUUCCACACUGGCUUUCAAGUAUUUGUUUCAAAUCAAAGAACAAUUGCCUGAGUCAUCAAACUAUGUAUCAGGACACCUGAGUUUUAUGCCUUCAGGCAAAUUAUAGCCUAAUUUUCAGGUGUCAUGCACUUCUUUAACUCCCACUUACCUAAAACAGAGUUGCAAGAGCUUGGCACCUCUGAAACUUGCUUUUAAACCAUUUUGGGACUAUCUUCUUUACAGAUGCAUUGGAAAGCUGUUUUAGUGUUCGCAUACAUUUUGAAAUGUUUAGUAAGAGCAUCACAGAAAUGCAGUCAAUACUAGCAAAUGUAUCACUGAAACAGUCCUGUUGUUUUCUCAUCUCCAUGCAGUACAGUUCAAGUUAUCUUUAAAGAACUUCACAAUUAAACAUUACAGUUUAUUAGAUAGAACAGAGCAAGAGACAGAAGGAGCAUGUGAUGGGUAGCAGGCUUUUAGAUGAAAGCUGAAAGUGUGGAAAAUGAUGAGCAAAGGUGAAGAGCAAGUGGUGGCAGAAGUAGGACCUGGCAAUUACAUGGAUUUCCUGUUCUUUAGAAGACCCCUACUGAAAGGAUCCAGAAAACAUGAUGAGAAAGUGGAGAUACUAGCCCCACUUUUGAUAGCAUGAAGAAGCCAGACAGAGAUCAGAACUCUAUGGAUUUGCAGAGCUGGUUAGGGAAGUAGCCAGAAAAAUCAAAAUCACAAUUCUUUACAAUGAAUUGCAUUAUGUAUUAGAAGUAUCAUAUGUUUGGUUUACCAGUGUAGGUAGGCUUAUUUGUAACAAGUGGUAUUUGUGAUUAAGAAAAUUAUAUAAAGAGGAAAAAAAAGCCGUUGUUGGACAGACCAGAGGGAUUUGAGUGAGUCUGUUCAUGAGUGUUUGGAGAUGGGUGCAGAACAAAGGGUUGAUUUUUAAACAUUAUUUAUUUAGAAAAUGAAGAUUCAUUAAAGGACAGAGGUGAAAACUUACCAAUAAAUGUAUCAAAUGCAUUAGAAAAAAUCCACCAAAUCUCUGAAUGAGAAGCUAAUAAAAGUGAUUAACUUUCAGCAGCCCUGUACCUACAGGAUCCCUAAUUAAGGUGACCAUGAAUCAAACCAGUUUUUACUAGAAUCCUGAAUAUUACAAAUAUCACCUCAUGCUGCAAGAAUUAAACCAGGGUCAUUUGUAAAACUCUUCAGCCAAGGGUGGGCACAUGCACCAAACUGGUGAAUUAAGCAAAAGGAGAACUGAACAUUUUCCUUUUACUACCUCUUUCUGCAUGAAAACAGCAGAUAAUUUUUGCAUCCUCCCAUUGCUAACUUAUCCAGCCCAUUCAGCAGGACUGCCUUGACAGGAAGAAAAUGGUGCUACAUUCAUCUGGCUACUGUCUUUUUUCCCCCCAUUUUCUAUUCUUGCUGAUUUGCAAAGUCUCAGGUGACUGAGUUAUGAGUUGUUUGUCCAACAGCUCCUUUGUUCUGAUCUGUGCUUCAGCAAGAACUGGAAAAACCUGUUCACUUGCUCUUUUUUUUUUUUUUCCCCAUCUUCCUCUCUCCAAUUGGUAGCUGCAGCUUGUACACAUGCAGACAAGGUGGUGCCUACCUUUCAUGUGGAAAGCUGCCUUACAAAAACAGGUUGCAUUUUCCAUUAUCUCAGAGUUUUUCUAGCCUCAAACAGGCUUUGGUGGAUGCUCCAUAACCUAAACUCCAUUUGCUCUCUAUGGGAUGUGUUUAGGACAUUAUCUUAUUUCUCUUCAGGCGAAAGGAAGGUGUGUCUCCAGUGCACUCAUUUCAAAUAAUGAACUUCGGGAGAUCUGCAGAAACCAGCCUUGUGAAAUGUAUUUUUUUGGACACAGAAGUCUGUCCGCCUUACAGCAUAUACACAUGAUGUGAUGUUAAUAUCUGUAAGACAGAACGAACAGUGAGGAGACAAGCUAGUGCAAAAAGCAGACAAAUUGAGAAGAAACUUUUGUUUCCAUCUCGUUCCUUUUCUUCUUGCUUUGUGCUGCUGUUGGAACAAGAAUGGGUCAGCUAUGUGGACGAUGCAUGCAGCUCCUGCGGGACUUCAUAGGCUUUGUUCAGAGGAUGGCCUCUGACUUGGUGCAAGGCAUCAAGGAAUGCUUAACUCUGAUAAGCAAAUGCUCCUGCUUAAAACAGAACAGCUCUAAAAACAGACAGCUGUACAAGCCCAUCCUACAGCCUCAUGAGAGAGUGACAGCACAGGAAUUUCUGCAGCAUAUUGAAAAAGAUUUUGAAAUGUCUCCACUGGGAAAGGACCCUCUGGAAGCCUUGAGGACCUUAUCCUUUUCAGAAAACCCGGGUUUACAGCAGUCAGCUGCCCUCUAUUACUUGCAUAUGAGUCAGCACAUGAACAUCCCCCUGCCUGUGGAGCAUCUGGAACCCUUCUAUGCCUUACUACGUUCUGCUGACCUGGAGGUGCAGCAGAUGUCUUCCUUGUCCCUUGUCAACUUCCUGCUGGAAGGAAAUAUUGACAAAGAAUUAGUUGUCCAAAUGGGUUUACUUGAGCCAAUUCUGGAUCUGCUUGAAUCAGAGGAUCCCACUGUCCAGUGUAAUUCCUGUGCCUGCAUCAUGACUUUGGCUGUUUCAGAGUCCAACCGAGAGGCUAUUGGUGCUGCUAGAGGAGUUACACCCCUGCUGUCUCUUGCCAAGUCCUAUGAUCCCAGAGUCCAGCAAAAUGCAGUUGGUGCUAUUCUGAACCUCACACAGUCAGAGAAAAUCCAACAAGUCCUAUGCAAGGAAGGAGCCCUUCCAGUCCUUGCCUUGCUGCUGGAAUCUCCUGACUCAGAAGUCCAGUAUUACAGCUGUGCUGCCCUGAGCAACGUGGCAGCCAGUGUUCAGCACCACAAAGCCUUGCUGAGGCCCAGUGACAGAUUCCUGCUGCGCACACUGAUCUCUCUCCUAUCCUCUUCUGUGGACAAGGUUUCAAGCCAGGCAUGUGUUUGCCUAAGAAAUUUGGCUACCAGUGUGGACAUCCAGGCCGAGAUGGUUGCUGAGAACGUCCUGCCCAAGCUGUGCUCUCUCCUGGCCUCUGGCAGCGAGGACGUGCGUCGUGCCUCCAUUGCCCUGCUCUGGAUACUCUCCCAGCACCCACCCAACCAGGACACUCUGGCAUGUGCUGAGCUACUGCAAAGCCUGGGGACGUUACUGGCAGCACAUAAAACAGACCCUGUGAUUGCUGGACAUACUGCUUGCAUCAUCAAAAACCUGUGCCUUUCCAAAAACAAACAGAGAAUCACUGAGAGCCGCUGUGUCGAAGGUCUCCUCCAGACCAUGCUUUUGACCAACACUCAGGAAGACUCCCUUCGUUACGUGACAUCCUGCCUUGCUGAGCUAGCAAAGCAAGGAGUCAUGUUACACAUGGUCCAGUGGAUGGAUGAACCUUUGACAAAGUGCUUGGUGAGACUGGCUGGCCAACGGGAACAUCCUGAGCCAUCCUUUCAUGCUGCCUCCAUCAUCCUGCACAUGAUCGGUCAUGAGAAAAUGAUGCUUUUGUGGAAGCAUCACAUUGGAGAGAUUCAAGCCUACCUCAAGAAUUUUCUUACCCACCAAGAGGUCCGUUUUCAGCAGAUGGGCAUCUCCACACUCUGCAGACUACAAGCAGAUCCAGACUUUUCGUUAGCAUUCAGAAAAAGUCAAAUGGCCAAACUCCUUGAGCAAGUCCGUCAGCAAACAGAAGAAACUCAAGAGCUCCUUAGGGCAGCUAUGUGCCGUGAAGACAGUUAAUAUUUAAGCCAAAUGGUUUAUAAUAACUUACCAGAUCCAAGGGCCUGAACUUUCAGAGGAAACAACUCUUUUCCUUGGUUCCUGUAAUUUUCCUGCUACUUGCAGUUUCGUCAUACAAGAGAGAUGUCCCGAUAACAAGAACUGGAGCAGGUCAAAACACAAUUCCUUGCACCCUUUGGCUGGCUGCUUAAGUGUGCUUGAGGACACGGCUACAUGUUGAAAAACACAUGCUAUGCUUGGUUAACCUUCCAUGGUUUUAUGGUUUGCUUUUGGUUUCCUCACCCCCUCCUUCAGAAAAAACAGCACUGUUCAUGCAACAGGCUGUAUGCAGGUCUGCAUUCAUCUUUAUUCUGUUUCUGUUCCAUGUCCUGUAUUUCAGAGCACACUCCAAGGACUUUAGAAAAUAACUGAAUCAACCCAUACUAUAAAGGUAGAAAACUACAAACAGGUUACUACAGAAAGUAACUGCUGAGGAACAACUCUCAAAGUACAAGAAAUUUGUGAGAAACAAGAACGGGUGAAGCCUUACAGCUGAUCCUUGUCCACACUAGAGGCACUACUCUUCAGCAGACGAGCAAAGACAUAUUAAGGCAAGGAAAUGUUGCACAGAGCAAGUACAGAACACAGCGGGAACCAUGAAUAAUUUGGGUGAGACGUGUUUAAGUACAGAACUGUGUUCUCAAGUGUUAUUUCCAAAGCUACUCGCAACAAGGGAUGAGUGAAAAUAUUUGACAAAAUUAGGAAUUUUUGUUAUAUUUUGAUAUUCAUACUUCAUGUUAAAUGGAGUUAAAGAACAAUAAAAAGGUAGUUGUGUUUAAA
Messenger RNA from Passer domesticus (house sparrow), 8666 nucleotides. RefSeq lists its product as uncharacterized. The coding region runs from base 6126 to 7847 and encodes 573 amino acids. Gene Ontology annotation, molecular function: protein-membrane adaptor activity; protein binding. NCBI's taxonomy places the organism in Eukaryota, Metazoa, Chordata, Aves, Passeriformes, Passeridae. The record is from RefSeq and is a predicted model, not a curated record. Gene Ontology annotation, biological process: nucleus-vacuole junction assembly. The transcript is spliced from 14 exons.